This is a messenger RNA of Lycium ferocissimum, 2040 nucleotides long. RefSeq lists its product as uncharacterized. Bases 1 to 1767 code for a protein of 588 amino acids. The record is from RefSeq and is a predicted model, not a curated record. The transcript is spliced from 4 exons. Lineage: Eukaryota; Viridiplantae; Streptophyta; Magnoliopsida; Solanales; Solanaceae.
AUGGACGAGGGAGAAAUAUUCAGUUGCAUUUGGACCAUAACUGGUCCUGUAACUGAGCAGAGUAAGAAAGGUGAAAUUUCAUUUGAUGCUGGAAUGCUGCAGAUUAGUCUAAAUACAGAGGUGAAAGCGUCUCAUAACAAGGAUCUGCAAGUUCAGUCUGCAACAUGCAGAUCUUCUGAUUAUGCCGGAGCAGAAAUGACCAUUAAGGAAGUGGAAACUAUCUCUACUGCUCCCUCCGAUGUGAAGGUUGCUGAAGGACAUGGAAACUCUAGUCAAAGUAAGAAGAAAAAAACAAAAAAGAAAGAGGUUUCCGCUUAUAUUAAUGAUGUUUCAUGUGCCCCUUCAGAGAUGAUUGAUCCUCCUGCUAAUCAUUCUGUUCAAGGGUCUAAUCAAGAUAAAAAUGCAUUGUCUGCCAGCAAAAGAGAGGGGGCAUCAGAACAAGAGUCUAAGAGUGCCUGUGCUGCAGGUUCUCAUCAACAAGCUGAGAAGGUAACCUGCACUAAGAAAGAGCUUCUGCCCAUUGAGGAAAAGGGAAAUGAGGCUCAGCAUUUGCUGCUUAACCAGACUGAUAAAAAUCGGGGAACUGUGAGCAUUGUAGAAAAGAGACUGAAAACAAAAACCAAAAAGAGCCAAAGUUCUAAGAAGAGCAAAUCCAUUUUGACUAUUCAAGACCAAGAAGUCAGUCACAAAGAAUUAGCAGCUUUACAUGAUAAUCUGAGAGAUGUGAACCCUCUGCCAGAGCCAAUGGAGAUGGACGAGUCAGGUAAAAAUAGUCAUGUUGAUCAGUUGGCUUUUACCAAGUUGGAAAAUCUGAUAAAUUCUGGUAUUGAUUCUAACUCGGAGAGUUCUAGGAAAGAUGUCAGAAAUGCUGACUCGUUUCGAGUACCAUCUCAUACUUUAGCUAAGGGUACAGUACAGGAGAUGCAUGAACCCGACAUGAAUACUGAUAAGAGCGAGGGCAUAAACUUCAAGCAAUAUUUUCUUCCUGGCCAACAUGGAGAAGUUGCAUCAAAGAAAUCAACAAAGUCAAACAGAGAAACAAAAGCUGGCAGAAAAUUGAAGGAUGGUAUGACUUCUAAAGGAACUUCAGAAGAUAUCUUGAACUCGAGAAUUGAGGUGGCACUUCCGAGUCGCUCAAGUGCUCAGGGAGAUAAAACUCUUGAUGAAGCUGGAAAGCUUGCAACUUUUGAUGCUCCUGCUUACAUGAAGAAAAGUGAAGAAUCUAUGGACGAAUCUACGUCCAGCUCUAGCUCAAAAGGUUCUGACAGAUUCCCCGAGGACAAUAGACGGCAAACAGGUUCAGAAAUCCAAAGUUUGGCUACCAGAAAUACAAAAACGAGAACCGGAGACAUUGAGGAUCUUACACAACCUAAGAAAGGAUUGCUUCCUACACCAGGGCCGAAAUUUGUGGAUAGUAGAUCGAGAAGGUCUGACAGUAAGGGUGGUGGAAAAUCUGAUUCUUCGACUGAGACUCCAUCGGAUUAUUCAUCUUCUUCUGGCGACUCAGCUGAAGGAAGUGAAAUAAGUCAGGCUUCAACUCCAACUGGAGCUAAUGUUGCAAAACACAAUGAUGCUGGUGCAAAGCAUAAGGCCAAAUCAAAUGAAUAUUCCAACAGCUUUUUAGGUGAUGACAUAAGCAUGGAUGUGAUUCUGAGAAGCUCUAGCCGUUUCAAGAAGGCUAAGGUUAUGGCUGCUCAAUGUCAAGAUGAAGAAAGUCAGCCUGUUGAUGUUGUCCCUGAUAGUCUAGCAGACACUCAGAAUCAGUAACUCUCUUCUCUUUGGUUGCUAGUGAAAUCCCCAAUUUUUGGUACACAAUCAUCUCUCCCCAGCACCCUCCACCUUUUCUUAAUCGUCUUGUCACCUGGGGCUUCUCCAAAGCAAUAAGAAAAUGAAAAAGAACAAGGAGAAAAAUGUUUCUUGCCUGCAUGUAUUUACGUAUUAUGAUUAAAGGUUACUCAGGAGUAGAGUGUGCACAGAUUUAUAUCCCAUGCACAUUACGUGAUUUUGGUUCUCUAAUAUUGAAAUUUUAUCUGGUCUUGA